Cyanistes caeruleus (blue tit) is the source of this 3016-nucleotide messenger RNA. RefSeq names its product glycoprotein Ib platelet subunit beta (gene GP1BB). The record is from RefSeq and is a predicted model, not a curated record. NCBI's taxonomy places the organism in Eukaryota, Metazoa, Chordata, Aves, Passeriformes, Paridae.
CACCUGCCUGUGAAUAAACAUAGCACCAAACACAUCAGAUGAGGUAAGUUUGCUGAACAAACUUACCCUGUGGUAGUCAAGCUUCUCCCAAGUGGAAAGCAGGCCCUGCAGGAAAAACUGGGUUGGUUGGUUAGCCUCAGAGCUCUUUCCCACUCUGUCUGGCCACCACAGUGAAACAACUGGAAUUAUCUGCUCCAAUUUUGUAGAAGUUUAAAGUUUAAUUGUUUUAUUUAGAGCAUAAUUUCCCUUGGUUAGGGCCACAUUCUAGCAUUUUUUGCACCCCCAAUUCUCUUAAUAUGAGCACAUUCAGGAUAUUCAUUAUAGAACGUCCAUGGAACAAUGUAACAGCUGAGUUCAAUGGGGCAACAGUUUCACAACGUGAUUCUGGUGGCCUUAGGCUAAUAAGUGUAGUGUUUGCCUGGUCAGGCUGAUGGCAGAGAAAUGACAGCGAAGAUGCGAUGGCCAUGAGAAGAUGUGAGUCUGCCUGAAUGUAGUUUUGACCCUUGGACUUACCUGUUCAAGUAUUUGUGUAAUGCAGCUUCUGAAUAAAGCAUGUGGUCAGUCUUUCUCAGUAACUGCACUUGUUACUUGGGGUGUGGGCUCACUUGGCUGCCUGAAGAGCAGUUCCUCAGAGCACUGUCUUUCCGACUCUGUUGGCCUUCCUGUGAACCCAACUAGUUUUAUUAUGAUGUAGACAAUGAAAUGCCAAGAGUAAUAUUUUACCUGUAUAAUGAUCGUGAGAGGAUGCAAGUGUCUGAAGAAUCUUUCUCUGGAAAAAUGGAUGGACUGGAAGACCAUGUCUAUCAGCAGAUCUUUCACUAAUCUUACUACUAAUAAGUAGUAGAUUUGUGUCACUGCUUCAAGGAAAACCUGAGGGUCAGCACCCAGAAAGUGCUAGGUGUCACCACUCUGCCAAGCUUUCCUGAUGUGAUGGCAAACCAAAGGUCACAGUGCUCAGGGAGUAUGGUACAAACCAGUAACAUCACCUUCCAGUCUGAAGUGCAUUUUGAGUUAUUAUGCCAUUGAGAUUAGUAACAUUUCUGUUGGGCUAAACCUGUUGGCCCAGAAUCACAGUUAUCAGUACUGGCAGCAUAUCUCCCACCAAAUGUGUUCUUGUGAGCAAUGUCAGUUCCCAUUUCUUGGAAGACUUAAUGAAGCCUCAGCUUCCGGUGACAUGCAGCAGACUUGCAGGAAGGCCUCAUGUGGGCGGUGUCCCUGGGAUGAGCCUGACCCUUAUCAUGCCAGCCAGCUGCAAGGGGAUUAUCCGGGGACACAGCUAUGCACACACUCUUGCACUGGCUGGACAGCCUCAAGCCCUUUCUCUUGUGUUGUAAAGCCAGCAAGAAAGCAAGGAUUGAACUACUCUGAGCUCUCACGUCUCUGGUAGAGGACACCAAAUUCACCCAACUUUAGAAACAUCUUCAGAACAAAACAACAAACGACCUUGUCUGUGGUGUCAGUCCUGGAGUGCGUGGUGUUUGGUCUCUGCCUCAUCCAGUCUCACCAGGGAAGUGUUUGCAGAUGAAAAUGAACAGUGGAAUUCUCUUGUCCCUUCUUGGCUUCCUCCCACUCGUGACACCCAUAUGUCCUGCUCCAUGCAAGUGCACCACCAACAUUACUGACUGCUCAUUGAAAAACCUGACUGUAGAAAACCUGCCCACUGCUUUCCAUCCUUCAGCUGAAAUCAUCCACCUCGGUUCCAACAGGCUCACCUCUAUUCCCAAUGGGCUCUUUGACAACCUGAGGAGCCUCCAGGUGGUCUACCUGCAGGGCAACCCUUGGGAAUGCACCUGUGACAUCCUCUACUUGCGCUCCUGGCUCCAGUGGCAGCAGAACCGGAGCCAGUACAGGGAUGUGAGAUGCAGCUCCCCGGAGCACCUGCAGGGCCGGAUCAUCGCCUACCUGACAGAAGAUGAGAUCAUCUCCACAUGCCAGCACUGGUACUGCAGCCUGGCUCUCCUCUCUCAGAUCUCUCUCUUCAUCCUCCUUUUUCUCCAGGGUAUCUUGGUUAUCUUCAUCAUUGUCUACCUUCAGAAAUUUCGGAGAAUGACCACUGAAGCCUGGAGCACCACCCGGGAACUAGACCAGCGGGUAGACCCUUGGGCAUCUUCUUCAAUAAACCCCUCCAACAAUGAUUAACAUCACAAGACAGAGGACCCUCCUCCCUUUGGGGGACACUGUGUCAAAGUCCUGUAGUUUGUGAUACCCAGAGGGGACAAUUCAUUACAGCAUCUAAUCCUGACUGCAGUCUGAAGCAGGAUUUGAACUGAUCAGACACUUGCUGUGUUCCUAAAGAAUCAAUCUUCUGUUUUUUCAAUGCUUUUAAUACUUUAGCAUGAUCUUGACUGCUUGUCUGAGCUAGAAGUGGUUUGGUAGACUAAGAAAGUUAUAAACUACAGCAACCAGAACUGACUCAUAGGGGCUCAUUAAGCUCGUAGGGGCUCCAGUGCUCGAUCCCUCCCCUCCUACUGUAUUCCAGCCAUAUUUCCCAGGAUGCUUCUGGUUGUGCUGGGUUAGGUGAGGACAGAGGUGGGCAGUGAACUGGUUGAGUACUGAGCUAGGACAAUACACUGAGCUAGGAGAAAUAGAGUUUCCUUCUAUUGCCACAGACAGCAUUAAGAGCUUUUGACUAGAGAUUUAGUCUUCUCCUGCCUUGGUUUCCCAAGUAAAAGGGAAAGGAAAUACCUUCUUGCUUGAUGCAUCUUUUCCAAUGUUCUUCUGGGGAAGGGAGGGCAUGUCUAGAAGCCCACUCAUUUUACCUUAUCUGCAUUCCUUUUAAUCUACUUGAGUUUUAAUACUGACUUAAGUGAGUGAGACUGGGGCCCUGAAUCUUUAUAAGAAAUUCAUCCUGAAGAUGAGAAUUGUUUGACUGUGCCUGUAUGGACCUGGCACGAGAGAUCUGGUCAUGAGAGACAAACUGCAAACUCCACUGAUGUGCCAACUGCUGUUUAUGGUGUCCCUUAAUUGUUUUUGAAAUAAAGCAAAAUCGAAAUAAAAUGAUGCAUGAUGAUGUAAA